CGACGAGGUGGAAAAUAGUUGUAAAAUGUGGCCAAAACUCGCUCAAAUGUUCUUCCUGUGAUUGUCGAAGUGAAUUCCUUUGCACCCCUAGAAAAGUGUCCGUUUUAGAUAGCCGCCAACAUUGAAAACUCUUCCUCACAAAACGGAGUGUAGAGAAGCGUUUGCUUCUCGUGUUCUGCCAACAAAAAUGAUGUUCCGUUUGCGAGUAAAGAUUUUCUACGUGUACAUUAUCAUUUCGUGCGUGUUUAGCGUCUACCUGUUUUACUUGAUUUCCAAGUACUCGUUCGAGAAGAUUAUGAACUAUCACCGGCACGCUAGGAGUAACAAAUUCCCUGACCGGCCACGGAUACCGCAGAUUGUGGGACACUACGUCGGGGUCGGUUCGGUGGGCAAUCUUUCGAAAGAUUUCAUGAAUUCGAACAACUUCGACCCGAUACCCGGUGUUGGUGAGAACGGGGAUCCGGUUGUUAUACAGGCGAAAGAUUUGCUACGGAUGCAACAGUUGUUUCAGAUUAAUCGUUACAACCUGCUCGCAAGUGACCGAAUCGCACUGAACCGAAGUCUUCCGGACGUACGGAAGCCGAAAUGCGGCUCGAAACAGUACCCAAGCAAGUUACCCACGACCUCCGUCAUCAUAGUCUUCCACAACGAAGCCUGGUCGGUGCUGCUGCGUACGGUUUGGAGUGUUAUUAAUCGUUCACCGAGAGGAUUGGUACGAGAAAUUCUGCUCGUGGAUGAUGCCAGCGACAGGCGGUUUCUGAAGCACGAGCUGGACAACUACGUCCAACGGCUACCCAUUUCGGUGACCAUUCUUAGAUUAAGCCAACGGGAAGGGCUGGUAGCCGCCCGACUGCUCGGUGCUAGGAUGGCCAGUGGGGACACACUAACCUUUCUCGAUGCCCACUGCGAGUGCUCACCCGGUUGGCUUGAGCCACUGCUUGCCCGAGUGCAGGAAAACCCGAAGAAAGUCGUCUGCCCCGUGAUCGACAUCAUUUCGGAUGAUAAUUUUUCGUACAUAAAGAGUUUCGAGUUUCACUGGGGUGCGUUCAACUGGCCGCUGCACUUCCGGUGGUACACGCUGAGCGAUGAGGAGCUUACGGAGCGAAGAAAGGAUACUUCCACCCCGUUCCGGACGCCAGCCAUGGCCGGUGGGUUGUUUACGAUCGAUCGGAAGUAUUUCUUCGACAUCGGUGCGUACGAUGAGCGGUUGAAGAUUUGGGGUGGGGAUAAUUUGGAGAUGUCCUUCCGGGUGUGGCAGUGUGGUGGGGAGGUAGAGAUUGCUCCGUGUUCUCAUGUCGGUCAUUUGUUCCGUAAGAGUUCGCCGUACACGUUUCCCGGAGGCGUGAGUGGGAUUCUGAAUGAAAAUCUUGCCCGUGUAGCUUUGGUGUGGAUGGACGAUUGGGCGAAAUUUUUCUUCAAAUUCAACAAAGGCACUGAAGAGUUUAAAAAUCUAAACGUGUCCGACCGCAUCGCUCUGAAACGGUCGCUUAACUGCAAAUCGUUCGACUGGUACCUGCGGCACGUCUGGCCGCAGAACUUUUUCCCCGCACCGAACAAAUUCUUUGGCCGCAUACAACCGAUCGACCUCACGACUAACUUCGACUACCAGGAGUACCUCACGCUGAUGAAGAAGAUCAACCUGAUCGUCAAGAACCUCAACCCGGAGCUGAAGUGGAAGUUUCUCAUCAAAUACCUCACGGAGAACGUGAAGCGCAUCGGUGACUCGAUGAAGGCGGCCAAGCACAGCCCGUACUGUCUGCACAAGCCGAAAACCAAUCCCGCCAUCAACCAACCGUACGGCCAGUCGUAUCUGCAAAAGUGUUCACUGCUGAUCAACACCCUCGACGAGCAGUUCGUGAUCGAUGACUAUGGUCGUAUCAUGACCGACGAGGGUAUCUGCCUCGAUUCGUACCGCAAGACCAGCAUCGACGGGGAGGAGUUGGUAGAGGGUGUGCGUAAGAUUAAGAUGGUUACCUGCGGCAGUCAGAAACCGAACCAACGUUGGGUCUACGAAACGGAUACGUACCAUCUGAAGAACAUUGGCGAUGGGGCGGAGUGUCUCGAGCGCAGCGCGACGCUGGUCCGCGAUGAAGGAGCGGACAAGUACGAGCUUUUCCUCGGCCCAUGUGACGUACGGAAUGAGCUACAAAAGUGGAUGCUUUUCCCGGUGGCAUGGAAGUAAUGGCACCCCUCGGUAUCCACUGAUCGAUCUCUGGGAUUUAUUUAGAUUUAAAACUAGUCGUCGACACAUUUAGGAGGAAGUCAUCCUAAAAAGCGAUUUCAACGCACAGGCAGGAACGUAAGAUGUACAUCAUGUUUCCCCACUAGUUAACAAGAGCAAUUUAAUCCUAGUGAAUAACUUAAGAAUCAAACAGAAAGGUGGGUAAAACAUUGAACCGAUACCAGGUGGCGGUAGGGCUAAAGGACAACGCAGUGCCAAUCAGAAACGGUCAGUAGGUUGCAUACAGAAGGUUGUACCAGUUAUUCCGAGAGGUUCCCCCUUGUCUUGCACGAACCUCACCAUUCACACACAUACACAGACUGUUCCAGUAUUAUCAGAGGGACAAUUUUCCAGUUAGUUGUAAGGAAACGUACGGUAUUUCAUACAGAGACUUAAGGUGGAUAAUAUUGCAACUUUUUUUUUAUAUACAUUUUCUUCCAUUCGGGUCAUGGGUUACGGUAACAAGUAUUAACUGUUCUUGGGUUUUGCGUUACUUUUUGAGUUCUUUCUUUUACCUGGUCGUGCUACUUACCUUUACAAACUCAAACAAGACUCGCUAGAAUACUCUCUUAGACUAUGAUGUACUGUAGGCGUUUGUUUUUGUACUUCUUUUCGCUUAGACUGUUAGAAUUAAUAUAAUUUGAAUCUGUGAUAUUGUGAAUGUAACAAAAGCAAGCAUAUGACAACCUGAAGGAGAAAAUCGAACAUCACCAAUCUACCGCUCAAAUAUAUAUAAAUGCAUAGUUUCUAACACAACUCAAAUGGCUUCGUCCGUUUGUUCGUUUUCAUCUAUCGUGCAUGAUAUUUAUUUUUCCAUUUGAUUUCUUUACUACAUAUACAGUAACACAAAAGCACUAAAUACAUGUACACAAGAAAGUAUUUCUUAUCGCUAGGGAAAGGAAAGGUUUGGGGUUUUUUUUCUUCGUUUGUUUUCCGUGAUUGGUGAUCAGAUUUGUGUUUGUUUCUUCAUGCUUCGUUCACAAGGAGUAAUAAUUAUAAAGUAGAAAACGGUAAUGGUACUGCGGGCGAAAGUAUGAGAAGCUUGUUCAGUGUGUGUAAAAUUAAGUACAAUACAAUAAAAUAAAAGAAAGAAAGGAUAAAACUGUGCCCUUGCUAACCGUACAAGGGGGAAAGACUAAAAAGGCAUGGUUUGAACUUAGAGCAAUGUGAGUUGUAACCUGUUGGCAUAAUACUCUAUCGU
Anopheles coustani is the source of this 3422-nucleotide messenger RNA. RefSeq names its product polypeptide N-acetylgalactosaminyltransferase 3 (gene Pgant3). Bases 188 to 2182 code for a protein of 664 amino acids. The record is from RefSeq and is a predicted model, not a curated record. The transcript is spliced from 4 exons. Lineage: Eukaryota; Metazoa; Arthropoda; Insecta; Diptera; Culicidae. Gene Ontology annotation, cellular component: Golgi apparatus.